CGCCAGUCCGGAGUUAGCCGGAAUAAAAUUCAGAUUCCGCGUGCUAACCGGAGCCGAAACUUGUGUGUGUGAUGCGCUCUGCGCUCCGUUACGAUGUUCGUGGUGUUGGUGUUUGUGAUCUCAGCCAUCGGUCUCGGCCAAGCCAGCAGUCACGGAGUCCACAGCCGAAGAAAUCUAGGUCGCCACGUACGAAACUUGGAAUCGAACGGAAUGUCAGUUUUAGGUGGCGAUUUUAAUCACGAUUCGGCGUUUCCCAGAUUCGCCGAGCCAAUUCCGAACGUCACCGUUACCGUCGGUCGUGACGCCCUUCUCGCAUGCGUCGUUGAUAAUCUCAGAGGGUUUAAGGUCGCCUGGGUACGGGUUGACACGCAGACAAUCCUCUCGAUCCACCACAAUGUCAUAACGCAAAACCCGAGAAUAUCGCUCAGCUACAAUGAUCACCGUUCAUGGUAUCUGCACAUUAAGAACGUCCAGGAGGCAGAUCGCGGCUGGUAUAUGUGCCAAGUCAACACCGACCCGAUGCGCAGCCGGCAGGGAUACUUACAAGUUGUUGUGCCGCCCAGCAUCGUGGAUCGCGAAACCAGCAGCGAUAUGGUUGUGCUGGAGUCGACCAACGUCAGUUUGACUUGCAAGGCGACCGGCUAUCCCGAACCGUACGUCAUGUGGCGUAGGGAAGAUGGCGAAGACAUUCGAUACAACGGUGAAAAUGUGAAUGUAGUUGAUGGUGAAAUUUUAUUUAUAACUAAAGUCAGUCGUCUCCACAUGGCUGUCUACCUUUGUAUUGCUUCCAAUGGUGUGCCACCUUCUAUUAGUAAACGAGUGCAGUUGAAAGUACAAUUUCCUCCGAUGCUCUCGAUCCCAAAUCAAUUGGAAGGGGCUUAUAUCGGACAAGAUGUUACACUUGAAUGCAGGACUGAAGCGUUUCCAACUUCCAUUAACUAUUGGACGACCGAGAGGGGCGACAUGAUCAUCUCAGGUAGUGACAAAUACGAAGCUGUUUCGAUGGAUAAUGGAUACAAGAAGUACAUGAUGCUGAAAAUCAGGAGAGUGAACAAAUCUGACUUCGGUUCUUACAAAUGCGUUGCCAAAAACUCCUUAGGAGAAACCGAUGGCGUUAUUAAGUUAGAUGAAAUUCCCGCGCCGACGACAGUGAAGACGACAACACAUUUUCCGACAAUGACUCCAAAAAAGAAAGGCAAAGGUCGCGAGGAUAAGAGUGGUGUGGAUGCAAACCGCGUCGGAUCCGAACGGGAUUUAGAAGAUACCAGAAUAUCAGAAUACGAUUACGAUGGAGAGUACACACUGCCUUCGAACGGACCUCCACCAAUUCGAGAGCCCCCGGGCGCCUUCAGUACGGGUUCGCGACUUGAAAAGUUUAACUCUGUUUUCUUCGCCGUUAUAGUUUGGUUGUUCAGAACUUGCCUGAGGUGAUCUUUUUCUAAAUCAAAUUAGAAAAAAUAUAUAAAAGAACACGUGAAGUUAGGAAGCAUCGAAAACGGUGAUAAAAACAUAUCCAGUAUGAGACUGAUUUGUACAUAAUGUAAAUUAUCUAGUGCUAUUGUAAUAUAAUUUAGAACAAAGUGUAUACAAUGCUGUGCUAUAAUGUAUGAAGUAGAUACCGCUGAAGUUUCCAAUAGUGCGUGAUAAAAUUUGAAUAUAUGUAAUCAUGAAUUAGUGAUCUACGAUAAAUAAAUAAAAUUAUGGUUAAACAAU
This is a messenger RNA of Aethina tumida (small hive beetle), 1713 nucleotides long. Its product is annotated as neurotrimin. The record is from RefSeq and is a predicted model, not a curated record. NCBI's taxonomy places the organism in Eukaryota, Metazoa, Arthropoda, Insecta, Coleoptera, Nitidulidae. The coding region runs from base 94 to 1431 and encodes 445 amino acids. Gene Ontology annotation, cellular component: neuron projection. The transcript has 12 exons.